This is a messenger RNA of Thlaspi arvense, 810 nucleotides long. Lineage: Eukaryota; Viridiplantae; Streptophyta; Magnoliopsida; Brassicales; Brassicaceae. The record is from the annotation of a GenBank genome assembly.
AUGGAUGAUCAAAGCUCUUCCUUCUCUCCUGCAGCAUCCAGAGACUCAUCUAAUUUGUUGGCACAUGAAGCUGCAUUUGCAUUGGGUCAGAUGCAAGAUGCUGAAGCUAUUCCUGCUCUAGAGUCGGUUCUUAAUGAUAUGUCUUUGCAUCCAAUCGCAGCAGAAGCUCUUGGAGCCAUUGGUUUAGCUGGUAACGCUGACAUUUUGAAGAAAAGCUUGAUCUCGGAUCCUGCUCAGGAGGUUAGGGAGACAUGUGAGCUAGCUCUCAAAAGGAUUGAAGAUUUGAGCAAUGUCGAUGACGAGAGCAAGUCAUCCUCCACGGAGAAAUCACCUUACAUGUCUGUUGACCCGGCUGCUCCUGCUGCUGCUUUCUCUUCUGUCCACGAAAUGAGGCAAAUUCUUCUGGAUGAAACAAAAGGCAUGUAUGAGAGAUAUGCUGCACUUUUCGCUCUGAGGAAUCAUGGUGGAGAGGAAGCUGUUUCCGCCAUAGUUGAUUCCUUGAGUGCUGAAAGUGCCCUUCUACGUCACGAGGUUGCUUAUGUCUUGGGGCAAUUACAAAACAAAGCUGCUUUAGCUACUCUAAGCAAAAUACUGAGAGAUGUGAAUGAGCACCCAAUGGUUAGACACGAGGCUGCAGAAGCGCUUGGUUCUAUUGCAGAUGAGCAGAGCAUCGCAUUGCUACAGGAGUUCUCAAGGGACCCUGAGCCUAUUGUUUCACAAAGCUGUGAAGUUGCAUUGAGCAUGCUGGAAUUUGAAAAUUCCGGCAAAUCGUUCGAGUUCUUUUUCACUCAAGACCCUCUUGUUCACUAA